AGGUCCUUUAUUUAUCACUCGGAACGUAGCGGACUUUGACACAUUUAGAUAGGUAUACUCUUCCAAUCCGGAAAUAGAAUACGGUGGGUUAUAAUUGCGAAUUGUUUACAAAAACAGGCUUUGUGUGGAUGGUGUGUGGAGUUUAAACUUUUAACCCUUCAAAGAAACUAACUUUUGUCGGAGGGUGACUGUCAGGAGGAGGUAUGUUUUUGUCCAAACUGUUUGGGAGUUGUGGGAGACUCCUGUGGAGUGAGCCCGAGGCCCCAAGCGGGGGUUACGGCAUGGUCAACAAGGACGAUUCCACCAUGCUGAAUGAAUUCUCACCGGAGGAGGAACCCUUGUCCCCAGAAGACAUUGUAGUUGCUCAGCCCAUCUGGCUGGGUAGGACAGACAGUAUUGUGAAAAAUAAGUCUGCCUCUGAUCUGAACAAGUCCAGUUCUAUCUCAAACAGUAUUGGCAGUGUAUACCAGCCCACAACAACAUCGGGUAUACGAUCUAGUAAAUCAACAGAAAACGUUCAGUCGGUUUCAAGUUUUUCACAAAUUCUGAGAUCUUCAGGUAGUCCCAAAACUUCUGUGGUUCGCUCCAAUCCCAAAAAAGGACACUCUGUACACAUAUCUCAAUCAGCUUCUGUGUUUUCGAGUCCGAUCGUGAAAUCUACGGGAAGUUUGAAUCUACCCAAACAACCGGGCACUCGGAACACAUACAAAGUGUCUAAAAAACAGAAGUCGGAAGAAGUCAAACUUCAAAUUGUGUCUGUUGUCUGAGAUAUUUUUAACUUCCAAGUUUUUAAAUGAAACAUUGCUUAUAAAUGGUGCCAAAAUAUUUACGGUAGUUUGACUCUGUAGAAUGUGUGUUGCUUGAAAUUUUUAGAGAAAAUGUGUUCAAGUGAUCAAAGCUUUACUGGACGGUCAAAGUUUUUUUUUUAAAAAGAAAUGUUUCAGCACUGUAUUUUUAUUGUCAAGUUUUGUGAUUUUGCAAGGGUUUUUCCCUUUUUGAUAAAUAAUGAGGUUUUAACAUGGAAGCAGGAAACUUUUACUUAGAAUUUUAUCUUGUCAUGUAAUAUUUAAAUCCAAAGGUUUUUUUUUUUCAUUGAACCUGAACAAACUCAGACAUGCACAUUUUGCUUUCAGACAUACACAUUCUGUCUUGAUUUUCAAAUCAAAACUUUUGUACAAAGUUUGAUGAUGUUUUAGAGUGAUUAACCAGUUUUCUUACAAAAUGAGAUUUUGAGAGUAUUUUUAGUGCUGCUUUCUCUCUAGAUUUUAGUUUCAAGGGUUCAAUAGAUGACUGUAGAAAGAAUGCAGCUUUAGUUGUUGUAUACAAGUGAACAAUUUUAAGUGAAGUAGCUGAACGCUCUGUACAUGCAUUUAACAAAGUGAACCCAUUAUCAGAGGGAUUGUGCAGGUAUAAAACUAAUGAACACAGUUUGAAGUUGGAGUAUAUUUCAGUUUGCAUUACUCAUGUUUUAUUUUUACAGCCAUUAGAAGUUAUAUGUAAAAUGAAAGGAUAAUUUAGAGAAAAGAUUUUAUUUUUCAUUUUCCAUAAGAGAAUUCAUAGUUGCAAUAUUCCAUUCUAUUUUUUUGCGUCCCUUGUUAUAUCUUAGGAUCAUUAUUCAUACACCUUUUCAAAUAUUUGUAUUCAUGUCUUAAUAUUAAGUUUUUAUCAUGCAGAUUUUACUUGUGUCAAUUUUCUGAUUUUAGUGUUUUAAAAUGCAUUUUUUUUCCUCAAAAUUCACGCAAAAUAAGUUUCAUGUUUUUAAAAUGUUCAAUUUUAUAGUAUUAUACCAAAUAGAUGUAUUAUUGUUCAAUAAUAGUGCCAGUACUGCAUGUAAACCAAAAGUUUCUAUACCUAAGAAUUCAUACUCUGCCAAAGACUUUGUUUAAUCAAAGUAAUACAGGAGACACAUUAUCACUGUGCCUUAUCCUUAAGCAACGACAUUACAUUGAAAAGAGUUUUUACUUUAACACAAUAUUGACUGAAUACAGAAAAUAUUUUAUCUUUAUAAAAGAGAUGAAUAAAAGAUUCUUUUAAAAAAUC
Molecule: messenger RNA, 2040 nt
Organism: Magallana angulata
Lineage: Eukaryota; Metazoa; Mollusca; Bivalvia; Ostreida; Ostreidae
Exons: 2
Coding region: 204-767 (187 amino acids)
Source: RefSeq, a predicted model, not a curated record